This is a messenger RNA of Kluyveromyces marxianus DMKU3-1042, 1944 nucleotides long. RefSeq lists its product as uncharacterized. The transcript has a single exon. The coding region runs from base 1 to 1944 and encodes 647 amino acids. The record is from RefSeq and is a predicted model, not a curated record. Lineage: Eukaryota; Fungi; Ascomycota; Saccharomycetes; Saccharomycetales; Saccharomycetaceae.
AUGCAAUUGCCGAAUUCCAAAAGCAGUCUUCCCAAGUCUUCAGAGGAAAUUGAUAAUCCUUCGAAUUUUAAUGAUCAGCGACCAAACUUACACACGAACCAAGGCACAUCUUUACCCGUUAGCCCAUCGUUGUUUUCUACCGUUGAAUUGACGUCGCAGUCAAAAAUGGAGGAAAAUAACCGUAAUUUUGAAGGAGAUGCAACGCAUUUCUCAUCUUUCCAGGAAAACACAACCUUAAACAUCAACAUGAAUGUGAGUGGGUCGUCGACGUCUGGCAUGCCAGCAGAUGUCAAUGCUAUCCACAAUAUGUUCACGUUGUUUCCGGGCUACCAGCUCUAUGGGAACGACCAUGCUGUCAAUUACCCCAUAUCACAGGCUGAGCCAGCAAGGCAAAUGAUAGAUACUAAGCCUAGUUUUGAUAUUUCGCAGGCAUUUGAGGUGGCUCCUCCUGGAUCUGGCUCAGGUUCAGCUUCCCACACAGGGCCAGCGUCUGAAUAUUACGGUUUAGGUGUAGGUGUAGGUGUUGGUGUGAAAAUCGAGCCAGCGGAGUUUCAGUGUCAUGACAACACCAAUGCUAAUGCUAAUUACAAUGCUAAUGCCGAUGCCAAUGCCAAUGCCAAUGCCAUUGCCAAUAACAGCUUUUUCUCCGGUUCCACUGAAUUUCCACCACAAUAUGAGACGGGACCGUCAAGAACUACCAACAAAACCAUACCGACACCGCCAUGUUCGAAACAAACAGCAUUGCUGCAACGCAAUCCGUCAUCAAACCCCAGGUCCAAAUCAUGGUCGGGCCGCGCGACCAAAGAAAGAUCAGGUGCCAACUCGAACUCGUCAGUGCUGCCGUUGGACAAUUUACCGUAUUUCAAAUAUGUGAAACAGGCACAGUUGUCACAGCAACCUGACGUGGUGAAACAGCAAAUCGAAAACAAGUUCCAGUGGCUGCCCCUCUCUGAGAUGACAGAGGCGAGAAAGGAUGCUAUUGUCGACGCCUUACGGAAAAAAGGUGUUAGCACGGAUACGGCAUUCGAAGUGUUUGAAUCACUAAACCAAAGCAAUAUAUCAGCAAAAUUAGAGUUGUUGGCAUUGGAGCUUGGACCCUAUUAUGCAAUGCGUGAGGGUACCAUGAAGGAGUUCGCUUUGCUAAAUGAAAAAGAUUUAGAAGGGCUUAACUCGUACAUAUGGCUCAAGCAACAUAUUAAAAGAACAGAUGAGCAGUUGAAGACUUUCCCCCGCUGUAUCAUCGCGGACUCUGUUUCCUGUACAGAAAACCCUUCUUUUGUUGUUCAAGUUCGCACUUCUUCUGGUUACAACGACUUCACAAAAGAACUCUUGAAUUCUGAUGAUAUUAACUUACUCAAACUCAGGCACAUGGUGCUUUUAAGAGAGAGCGACGAUAGAAGAAGGAAAAAUCGUUACUAUCAAUUCACGGAAAACAAAUUGAAACGGCCGCUAAACAACUUUAUGAUUUAUAGAUCAGCAGUCAUUAAAUCUCUCUCUAUUCUUCGAGUAAUAAAUCUGGCCACCAAACUUGUCAAGGAAACCAACAGCGUGUUCCAAAAUUGGAAUGAAAAACAGUGUAUUGCAGCAAUUAAAAUGGUAAUACAGCUGAGAGGUAAUUCGGACCUUAAAGACCGUAUUAAGCUUCCAGAACAAACUGUCAAUUAUAUAUCGCAGAUAAUUGACAAAACCUUAUACGAAUAUCCAAUGGCAAAUUCUGCCGGCCAAUAUGCUGUAGCAAAUACACACCAACCAAAAGAACCCAUAUACUCAAAUAACACUGUGCUAUCGCAUGUGGUAACAGAGAUGUGGAAAACUGAAGGAGAGGAGAUAAAGAAAAGAUUUGCGGCAUUCUCGAAAGUGGAGAAAGCCCAUCAUAACUCGGUCUUUCCAAAGUAUAAGUUCAUACCAGUGAAAAAAGUUUGCUUGGAUGACAACUUCGAAUGA